This is a messenger RNA of Coregonus clupeaformis (lake whitefish), 1961 nucleotides long. Its product is annotated as zinc transporter ZIP1. NCBI's taxonomy places the organism in Eukaryota, Metazoa, Chordata, Actinopteri, Salmoniformes, Salmonidae. The transcript is spliced from 4 exons. Gene Ontology annotation, biological process: zinc ion transmembrane transport. The record is from RefSeq and is a predicted model, not a curated record. The coding region runs from base 238 to 1257 and encodes 339 amino acids. Gene Ontology annotation, cellular component: plasma membrane. Gene Ontology annotation, molecular function: zinc ion transmembrane transporter activity.
CUCAGAGUGCAGUUUUUGGCAUCGCAGUAAUGUCAUUUUGCUGCCUUUAUUCACUUUUUAUUAAGUCUGUGCCAAUACAAGCUGCUCACCAAGGCUGUCCUUUUAUGUGAGAAUACGACAGAAGGUGGUUUCCCCCUCCCCAUUUUAUUGCCAUUCGACUGUAAGCCAAUGGAGGGCAUCUGAGAGCUACUCUUUGCUGUUUGACUCAGACGUGAGAGAGAAGCAGGUAGUGCAGAGAUGGCUCUCAGAAAAGGAUCAUCUUCUGUUGCCCUUUCCGCGUGGCCAUCUGAAGUGCAGAUGAACCCAGCUGAUGUCCCUGGCCUGGAGGUAAAGCUGGGAGCGUUGGUUGUUCUUUUCUCCAUCACACUGGUCUGUGGCUUCGCCCCUUUGUGCUUCGUCAGGGGGGCAGGGAGGUGCAAUGUUGACCCAGAAACGUGUCACAAGGUAGUUAGCUUGGUGAGCUGCUUCGCUGGAGGAGUGUUCUUUGCUACUUGCCUUCUGGACUUGGUGCCUGACUACCUAUCUGGGAUCAAUGAAGCAUUUAGUAGCCUGGGUAUCACACUUCAGUUCCCUCUACCCGAGUUUAUCAUAGCCAUGGGCUUCUUCUUGGUCCUGGUGUUGGAGCAGAUAGUCUUGGCCCUCAAAGACCGAUCGGCGGGCCACUCUGAAGAAAGACGUGCACUAUUGGUGGACCCCAGCGUCCAAUCACAUGACAGAGAUGGCCGGAGACACUCCCACCACUCCCAUGGUAGGGAGGAAUUAGGGGGAGAGGAUGCCCACUUUCAUGUGGACUUUAACUCCACCUCAGCCAUCCGGGCCUUCAUUCUAGUAUUUUCCUUAUCUCUGCACUCAGUGUUCGAGGGCCUGGCUGUGGGGUUACAGGAGGACAGUCAAGAGGUGCUGGAGAUCGGUGUGGCUCUAUUCCUCCACAAGAGCAUAAUCUCUUUCAGUCUAGCCCUAAAGCUGGUCCAGGGCAAGCUGCGGCGGGCAGCCGUGGUGGGUUGCCUCCUGCUCUUUGCCCUCAUGUCCCCGCUGGGCAUUGGGCUGGGCAUCGCCCUCACCGAGACCAAGUCGUCCCCGCAGCACCAGCUGGCCAGGUCCACCUUAGAAGGCCUGGCGUCUGGCACCUUCAUGUAUAUCACCUUCAUGGAGAUCCUGCCCCAUGAGCUGAGCUCCCCACAGAACCGCAUCCCCAAGGUGGCCAUGAUGCUCACUGGGUUCGCAGUGGUCACUGGUGUGCUGUUCAUCAAAAUGUAAAUAUUCUGUAGAUCAGUCCUUAGUGUCUUAUUCUAUCAAAAACUGACAACCCUUCUGGGAUAAAAGACACAAAAAUAAUUUCCUAUUUUGCCAUGAGAAUGCAAUUUGGACUGAUAAGCAUUCAGAUUUUAUAUAUGCUAAUCCUGCCAUGCUUUGAAAUUAACAUCAUAUGUCGUUUUCUAUUUUAGAGAAUUUGAAUGUAUCUAUAUGUUUUAUAUAAACAAUGGCAUACUUCACAAACAGCUGUCUGUAUACCGUGAUGAUGUGGUCUAAAUGACCUGAUUAAAAAAUAAAAUAUGAUAAAUUUAUAACUCCUGGUUUGAUAUUAUAGCAAACCUAAUGUUUUGUUAGCUGUGAAAUCUGACUAGCAGUGUCCUGAAUUGUACACAGAACAUUUGUUUGUUCAGUAGUAUGACUGCCUAGCCCCUACAAAAACAUAAGAGCAUGUACAGCUGGCUACUACUUUAAAUGCUUAAAAAGCUAAAUGGAUUGGUUGCUCUUUGUCAGAGCCUUACAUUGCGAUCUAAAUAUAGGCCCUUAUUUUUUUCACUGCCAUGUGGUGAGAAAGCUUUGAAUUAGUCCUCUAUUCUCUUGAAAACUUGAGUUUGAAUAAUUGAAAUGGCUGUUCGUUUUUAUGUUCACUUUUAUAUCAGCACUUGUUUAUCUGUACCUGGUUUACUGAUUAAAAGUAAUCUGAAAUAAUU